CUGAGCCAUCUCUCCAGCCCCUAACUCACACUCUUCAGAAAGUCCAGAAACUUCAUCUCUGGUUUAGUAUAGAAAAUCCAGGUUGGGAAUGAAUACAGUGAUUUGUUUAUUCUAGGCGCUGUGUACUUCUGGCCUGAGAAAUGGAGCCUUUCAUCCAGAGGAGGCUUGCGGAAUCGACAAGAGAACUGCCCCCUGUGAAGCUGUGUGUGUGAGAAGAGAGACAGAGACAGAGAGACGAAGUUCCCUGAAUUGCCGAAGUUGAAGGACACUCUAAAGAUGGUGCCUGGUGGAAGAAAACAUUCUGGGAAAUCUGGGAAGCCGUCAUUGGUGGAUCAACCUAAAAAUGUCUUUGACUUUGAGAAAGAGGAUAAAGAUUUGACUGGCUCAGAGGAGGAUGUUGCUGAUGAAAAGAUUCUAGUAACUGAGAAACAUGGGAAGAAAAGACCUGGAGGAAGAGUUGAAGAUGUGGGAGGUGAAGUACAGAAUAUGCUGGAAAAAUUUGGAGCUGACAUCAACAAAGCUCUUCUUGCUAAGAGAAAAAGAAUAGAAAUGUAUACCAAGGCUUCUUUCAAAGCCAGUAACCAGAAAAUUGAGCAAAUUUGGAAAACACAACAAGAGGAAAUACAGAAGCUUAACAGUGAAUAUUCUCAGCAAUUUAUGAGUAUGUUUCAGCAGUGGGAACUGGAUAUGCAGAAAUUUGAGGAACAAGGAGAAAAACUAACUAACCUUUUUCGACAACAACAGAAGAUUUUUCAGCAGUCUAGAAUUGUUCAGAACCAGAGACUGAAAGCGAUCAAACAGCUACAUGAGCAGUUCGUAAAGAAUUUGGAGGAAGUGGAGAAAAAUAAUGAUAACCUGUUUACUGGCACACAAAGUGAACUUAAAAAAGAAAUGGCUAUGUUGCAAAAAAAAGUUAUGAUGGAAACACAGCAACAAGAGAUGGCAAAUGUUCGAAAGUCUCUUCAAUCCAUGUUAUUCUGAUGAGUCUUUGAAGAAAGAACUUGAACCUAUAUAAUAUGAUAGAAUUAAAACAUUAGCUAUGAGGCAUACCUUUAGAAACGAUAAUUUAAAACUAUAACAUCCAUAAUCAAUAGCUUGUUUAAGUAGAAGACUUCUGUUCCUGUUAACUUCUAAAUAAACCUAAACAGCUGUGUAAAUAGCAGCUGUUUCAUUGUAGUGAGCAUUCAGCUCUUUUGUUACAAUAGUGUAUUGUUCAUUUUUUAUACUAUUUCAUAAAUAAAAAUGAUUAAGUUUCAGUUU
This is a messenger RNA of Microtus ochrogaster (prairie vole), 1260 nucleotides long. RefSeq names its product synaptonemal complex protein 3 (gene Sycp3). Bases 277 to 981 code for a protein of 234 amino acids. Gene Ontology annotation, cellular component: synaptonemal complex. The transcript is spliced from 9 exons. NCBI's taxonomy places the organism in Eukaryota, Metazoa, Chordata, Mammalia, Rodentia, Cricetidae. Gene Ontology annotation, biological process: meiotic cell cycle; spermatid development. The record is from RefSeq and is a predicted model, not a curated record.